AUGCCUGCUGCUCCUGCUUCUGGUUUGACUCGUACAAUCUACAGCUCCAUCUUCAAGAAGAACUCUGUCUUUGUCACCUCUAUCUUUGCUGGUGCCCUUGUCUUUGAAAUGGGUUUCGAUUCUGCCACUGAAAAGAUCUGGAACAACAUUAACAAGGGCAAACAAUGGGAAGAUAUCAAGCACAAGUACGAACAAUAA
This is a messenger RNA of Gilbertella persicaria, 198 nucleotides long. Its product is annotated as cytochrome b-c1 complex subunit 9. NCBI's taxonomy places the organism in Eukaryota, Fungi, Mucoromycota, Mucoromycetes, Mucorales, Choanephoraceae. Bases 1 to 198 code for a protein of 65 amino acids. Gene Ontology annotation, biological process: mitochondrial electron transport, ubiquinol to cytochrome c. The record is from RefSeq and is a predicted model, not a curated record. The transcript has 2 exons.